This is a messenger RNA of Amphimedon queenslandica, 1682 nucleotides long. RefSeq lists its product as uncharacterized. The coding region runs from base 53 to 1543 and encodes 496 amino acids. NCBI's taxonomy places the organism in Eukaryota, Metazoa, Porifera, Demospongiae, Haplosclerida, Niphatidae. The record is from RefSeq and is a predicted model, not a curated record. The transcript has 6 exons.
UCGGUAUAAAACAUAGUUGCCUGCAGGAACUUUCAAUAUUUCCUUAGUCACAAUGAAUGCUAUCACCAACAUGUUUUGUCUUCUCCUAUUGGUACUUCAGUCCUCUAAAUGCUCAGCACAACAGUGCACAGAGAGGUUCAUGGACUUAUCAUUAGUGAAGUACAGAGCUGAGCAUAUUGGGAGUGAGUCUGAAGGCUAUAUCUUAAGAGAAGAGACCAUAAUCCUACAAGAGUACAGAUUCAAUUGCUCGUACACCAGAAUAACUCAUCUUAUCCUGGGUAUUGAUGUAAGAUCAAGCCUCACAUUUCAGCUUUUUCCUAAAGUCCAAAUUUUGCGAUCAAGAAAAAGAUCUAGCUUACAAUAUGAUGUUGUGAGUGAGAGAGUUAUCUACUAUUCCACCACUAAUGUCAGUACUAGUGGAGUCUUUGCAUAUCCAUUUAAUCCUCCUAUACCAGUAAUGAGGGGAGAUCUGUUAGCUGUAUCACAGCCAGACAGAAAGAACAGCACAGUCAGGAUCUUUGCUAUAUCCAACAACCGAUAUACUUUUAAUAGUAAAGUUCUUGGUUGCACUGAUGAUGAUCAUUGCAUUAAAACUAAGCAUUUUAUUUUAGUUUAUCCAGUUACAGAUGAUUACUGUGUUAAAAGUCUUAAUUCGAUCAAGCCCACUGAUGUCAUUGAGAAUGCUCUUAAAAUUCAUCAUUCAGAAGUCAUACAAGAAAUGAGGCAAUACAUUUAUCCAGAGAUCAAGUUUUCUUGCAGUGGGUCAGUUACUAAAUGGAUCUUUGGAGCUACCUAUGAUCUUAGUCAAGACCCUAAUUGGCUAGUAAAUACAAAGCUACCAGAAUUGCAAAUAUGGAAAAAGCUCAGUAGGUCAAUGUACGUCAAAAAAGGUUCUAGUUUGUUAAAGCCGAACGCCAUAAGAAGCAUUGGUAACAAUCUGUAUGAGCAUAUUCCUCAAAACCCAUUAGAGUUUAACAAAGGAGACUUAUUUGGCAUUCAAAUUCCAGAAAAGAGCCAAAUAGAAUUGUAUGAACAGAAAACAAGUGGACCAGCCAAUCUGAUGAUUCAAGCUAAAUAUGCUCCUUCAACCAUUGAAAAUAAAAUAUUUCAUAUGUAUGAAAAUGAUUUCCCACUAGUUACUGUUGAAAUAAGUGCUCAAAUAAGCCCCUCUAGGUCAAUCUAUGCUUCAUCAAAAAUUCAUUUGACUUCAAUUGAAAGCUACUUCACAAUGUCUACACGCAAUUUGUUAUUUUCUUCAGAAAAUUUAAUUUCAAGCCAUUCUACAAAGCCCACAAUUCCUUCUACUAACAUACCCCCAGACAAUAAUCACGCUGGCAAAUCAGGAGUGGCAGUAGCUGUUGUGUCAAUAAUGUGCAUAACAUGCAGCAUAAUAGCAUUUUUGGUCAUAUUGGCUAUUGUCUUUGGCUGUAUUGUAUCAUCAAGGAAGAGAAGGAACUCAAUUGGUAUAGAUCUAAGCACAGUUUCUCAAGAAAACACGGAAAAUAUUUACGAGAUGCAGGAAGCUUUUCAACUGAAAGCAUAAACCCUCCUAUUCAAGUCCAAGCAAGACUUGAAGUACUUUCAGACUUAGUUGUAUUAAGAGUAAAAAUUUAGUUCAUACAUUGUAUUGAUAGUGUUAGAAAUUAGAAUAGUGAAGAUGAAACACCAUUGAAACCAUUGUA